ACUGGAGUAAAGAUGGAGAACAACACCACUACUUUCCAAGAUAUUGCUCGGGUUUUAAAUCUGACGGCAAUGCCUCUGAACUCUGUUGAGGAACAAGUCAUAACCAUUUUUUUAACAGUGCUCAUCUGUGGCAUUGGGAUUGCUGGAAAUGCCAUGGUUGUGCUUGUUGUUUUGCGCACCAAACACAUGGUGACACCAACAAAUUGCUACCUCGUUAGCUUAGCUGUGGCAGAUCUUAUUGUGCUCCUGGCUGCAGGCCUGCCGAAUAUCUCAAAUGUAGUAGCUUUUUGGAUUUACGGCUACACAGGUUGCUUGUGCAUAACGUAUCUUCAAUAUCUGGGCAUCAAUGUGUCGUCUUGCUCCAUCACAGCAUUCACAAUUGAACGCUACAUAGCAAUUUGUCACUCAAUAAAGGCACAGUUCAUAUGCACAGUUUCUAGAGCCAAAAGGAUUAUAGCUGGAAUCUGGAUCUUUACUUCGCUCUACUGUACUAUGUGGUUCUUCUUGGCAGACACUGAAGAAACCAUCUACACCAAUGGGGUGGUUGUUACAUGUGCUUACCGUGUCUCAAGGAGUCUCUACAUGCCAAUCUACUUUCUUGAUUUUACUCUUUUUUAUGUGGUUCCUCUUAUUGUUGCCACUGUGCUCUAUGGGCUUAUUGCGAGGAUUUUGUUCAUGAGUCCUCUCCCAUCCAAUCUAAAUGACCAGGCAGGAGGAGGAUCCAUUCAUCAAGGUCACUCCCAGAGCACCAACAGGGCCAACAAAGGAGCUGUGACUGCACGAAAACAGAUAACAAAAAUGCUGGCUGUGGUGGUGAUCCUCUUUGCAAUGCUGUGGAUGCCUUACCGAACAUUGGUGGUGGUUAACUCCUUCAUCGACCCUCCUUACCACAACAUCUGGUUCCUCCUCUUCUGCCGGAUGUGCAUCUACACCAACAGCGCCAUAAACCCCAUUGUUUACAACCUCAUGUCACAGAAGUUCCGCAUUGCAUUCAAAAAGCUCUGUAGGUGCCGCUACCAAGGCAGGGAGGCAGAGUACAACAUGCCGGUUUAUUACAGCGUGAUGAAGAAUUCCCUACAUGGGAGCAAUGAACCAGUGACAGAGCAGGAGGAACUCAGUGGUCAAACAUCAAAUAGGUUCAACAUAAAUGAAGACGCUGCAAGUGCACUGAGUAGCUCUUAAUCAAAGCUGUUAACUCUGUUUACAGAUAUUCCUUUUUUUAUGGCUAGGUUUUCUGUUAUUUCUAAUAUGGA
Messenger RNA from Cyprinodon variegatus (sheepshead minnow), 1253 nucleotides. Its product is annotated as thyrotropin-releasing hormone receptor-like. Gene Ontology annotation, molecular function: thyrotropin-releasing hormone receptor activity. Gene Ontology annotation, biological process: phospholipase C-activating G protein-coupled receptor signaling pathway. Gene Ontology annotation, cellular component: membrane. The record is from RefSeq and is a predicted model, not a curated record. The transcript is spliced from 2 exons. Lineage: Eukaryota; Metazoa; Chordata; Actinopteri; Cyprinodontiformes; Cyprinodontidae. Bases 13 to 1182 code for a protein of 389 amino acids.